CCUUAGGCUCCAGCGAAGCAGUCCAAAUCAGCUUCUUACGACCAGUGUCGCCUCUAGAAACAGAUUGCAAGAUUUGGCUACGCUGCGGAAUUCUUCCCGAUGCCCGCCUCACCCUACUGCCUUGAGCCCUACCAACCCCGGUUCCUUCCACUUGCUAGCACCAGGCUCCGCACCCAGCCAUGCGUCUUCUAUGUAGCGAGACUGGCGAAUUUAGUCUCACUAAGGACUUGGUCGGCGACGAUCCGAUCCCUCCCUAUGCAAUACUUUCGCACACAUGGGGACCAGAUAACGAGGAGGUUACCUUCAAGGACAUGACAAAUGGCACAGGCGGAAAAAAAGCUGGAUAUGAGAAGAUCCGAUUCUGGAGAACAGGCGAAACAGGAUGGUCUGCAAUACUUCUGGAUUGACACGUGCUGUAUUGACAAGAAAAACGACGCCGAACUCUCACGCUCUAUCAACUCCAUGUUUCGCUGGUACCGCAAUGCAACUCGAUGCUACGUCUAUUUGUCAGAUGUCUCUAGCCCUCCUUUGGACACUAAUGUGGAGUCCAAUCCGCGGUCGUGGGAAUUGAACUUCUGGAACAUCAGAUGGUUUACUUGGUUUUGGAUGUCCCUAGUCGUCAAAUUGAUAUUUCGCUGGUAUCACAACGUAACUCAACGCUCCGUCUAUCUCUCGGGUGUCUCCAGCGCUCCCUCGGACACUAACGAGGAGUCCAGUCCGAGGUCCAACGAUGCGUACAAUCCGCAACCGUGGGAAUCGGAUUUCCGGGGAAGCAGAUGGUUCACCCGUGGCUGGACGCUCCAAGAGCUCCUUGCCUCGGCUUCAGUUGAAUUCUUCUCUCGGGAACGCAAGCGACUUGGUGACAGGAGUUCACUAAGGCAACAAAUUUAUGAGAUCACGAAUAUUCCUCACUCUGCGCUUCAAGGAGCGUAUUUAUCUAAGUUUAGCCUCGAGGAGCGCUUGCAGUGGAUCGAACACCGCCAGACCAAGCUGGACGAAGAUAAAGCAUACUCGUUACUAGGCAUUUUCGGCGUCUACCUACUUCCUAUCUAUGGCGAAGGAACGGCGAGCGCGUUCGCUCGGCUCCGGAACGAAUUCGACAAGGCGCAGAAAUGUAUCCGAGACUUACACCUCACCGAUCCCCGCAAUGAUAAGAAGCGUAUUGAGGACACCAAGGGUGGCUUGCUAGAGGGCUCAUACCACUGGAUCCUUAAAAACUCUGACUUCCAAGAAUGGAGCAACACCCACCAGAGCCGGUUGCUUUGGAUUAAGGGCGAUCCCGGCAAGGGCAAGACGAUGCUGCUGUGCGGCAUUAUCAAUGAACUAAAGAAGUCAAUGGCCAAGUCGGAUCUUCUCUCUUACUUUCUCUGCCAAGCUACUGAUACCCGCAUUAACAACGCCACGGCUGUGCUACGAGGUCUAAUUUAUCUGCUUGUCGACCAACAGCCAUCCCUUAUUUCGCAUGCACAGAAGAAGUACGAACAAACCGGCAAAACGCUCUUCGAGGAUGCAAAUUCCUGGGUAGCUUUGUCCGAGAUCUUCACGAACAUCCUGCAAGACCCGAGCUUGAAUAGCACAUACUUAAUUGUCGAUGCGCUCGACGAAUGUGUGGUGGACUUGCCGAAAUUAUUGGACUUUAUCGUGCAAACGUCGCAUGUAUGUCCUUGUAUUAAGUGGAUUGUCUCCAGCCGCAACUGGCCAAGUAUCGAAAAGAACCUUGACACUGCUACUCAGAGGCUAAGACUGUGUCUUGAGCUUAAUGAACAAUCCGUCUCUGCUGCUGUUGCGACAUUUAUUAAGUUUAAGGUGGAUUGGCUUGCGAAGCGAAACAGAUACGGCAGUAAUACUCAAGACACUGUCCAGCGCUACUUGUCGCUUAAUGCAAACGGCACGUUCCUCUGGGUGGCCUUGGUCUGCCAAGAACUGGCUAAUAUCUCUGGAUGGGAUGCUGAAGAAAUGUUGAAGGCAUUUCCACCAGGGCUUAAUCUCUUGUACAGGCGGAUGCUGAACCAGAUCUGCAGUUCAAAGUACGCUAAACUCUGCAAAAGUAUACUAGCCGUUGUCUUGAUUGUACGCCGGCCCAUUACUUUGGAUGAAUUGGCAUCUUUCGUCGAUAUGCCUUCUCGAAGUUCUGGCAAUUACGAAGCUCUAUCAGAGAUUGUAGGGCUUUGUGGCUCUUUUCUAACGCUCCGAGAACACACUAUCUCUUUUGUUCAUCAGUCAGCGAAGGACUUUUUGGUCGAAAAGGCUUCCAACGAGAUCUAUCCUUCUAGGAUAGAAUGUAUACAUCACGACGUCUUCUCUCGAUCGCUACAGGUCAUGUCCAAGAAACUACGACGUGAUAUUUACAGCUGCUCCCGGAUUUCCUAUUGAACAAGUCAAGCAACCUAAUUUAGACCCGCUAUCCCCAGCACGAUACGCGUGUGCCUAUUGGAUUGACCACCUGCUCGACUGUAAUCCUACUAAGAAUGCUACUACAAGGGGGUAACAUGAGCGGGCCAGCAGCGCUCCCUGCUAGCGCUGGGGCUGCUUUAGCCGUAUGAAGCAUAGCUGUUCGUAUUACAAAUAUGUAGAAUCAACCAGAAUAGCUAGAUCAUCAUAUAAAACAACAAGAGAUCCUUGUAUCUUGUAUCCUAAAAAUGCCGAAUCUUGUACGCCGGAACCGUGGCCACCAUCCCCCUCCUCUGCUUUGUUAUCCCGUCCUUCGACAGCCAGGAACACGGCUCUCUGUUCGCGAGCGUGAUAUUGCGUAUACCCUUAAGCACUAUGCUGGUUGGACUGAUGAGAAGAUUAGCAGCUCUCUUGGUGUCUCUCGCACUGCACUAUCUGCCUCUCUCCA
This is a messenger RNA of Mytilinidion resinicola, 2839 nucleotides long. Its product is annotated as NACHT-domain-containing protein. The record is from RefSeq and is a predicted model, not a curated record. Bases 319 to 2373 code for a protein of 684 amino acids. The transcript is spliced from 2 exons. NCBI's taxonomy places the organism in Eukaryota, Fungi, Ascomycota, Dothideomycetes, Mytilinidiales, Mytilinidiaceae.